Messenger RNA from Diabrotica virgifera virgifera (western corn rootworm), 1519 nucleotides. Its product is annotated as TBC1 domain family member 13. NCBI's taxonomy places the organism in Eukaryota, Metazoa, Arthropoda, Insecta, Coleoptera, Chrysomelidae. Bases 244 to 1434 code for a protein of 396 amino acids. Gene Ontology annotation, molecular function: GTPase activator activity. The record is from RefSeq and is a predicted model, not a curated record. The transcript has 8 exons. Gene Ontology annotation, biological process: activation of GTPase activity; intracellular protein transport.
CCUGUGUAGUUAAUAAUUAAAACAUUCUUUAUCGAGUAACAAUGCUAUAAACAGUGAAUUUUAUAUAAAAAUAUGUGGCUAGAACAUGAUAUGUGACGUGUUCAGAUUGAUUUUAAAGAAGAAGUUUAUGGUUUUGUUUCUUAAAUUUGAUUCAAGUUAUCAAAUUGAUAUUGAUAGUCCGCCCAGAGCGCCCAAUGAAAAUAGAAAGGACUUUCUCUUUCUACCUCAAAAAGUGUCAACAUUAUGGCAUAUAAAGCAAGAUUAAAAGAAUUCGAUGAUAUUCUUCAACAAAAUGUGAUAGAUAUAGAAGCAUUAAAGACACUAUCAUUUCAUGGUAUACCUGACGAUCAAGGAAAAAGACCCUUGUGUUGGAAACUGCUGUUAAACUACUUACCACCAGAACAAAGCGACUGGGAAUCAUGUCUUCAAGAAAAAAGAGAUCUCUACAAACAAUUCAUAAAGGAAAUGAUAGUCAUGCCAGGAGGAAAAGAAAUAAAUGGGGAUGUCACCUUAGGAGACCACCCAUUGAACAUAAAUCCCGAUAGCGAAUGGCAAACGUUUUUUAAAGACAAUGAAGUGUUGCUCCAAAUAGAUAAAGACGUUAGAAGACUGUGCCCUGAUAUAUCAUUCUUUCAACAACCAACCGAAUAUCCUUGUAAAGAAAUAGUCAAUAUGAAUGACGUCAAAAGACUGCAUACAAGAGUACAAAGAAGUGUUCUCAAAUGUGCCAAUGUUGAAAGAAAAGGCCUAGGAAUCACAAAGAUCGCACUAUUAUCUAAAAAGGCUAAUGAAGACUACGCUCCGAUGACAGAAGGCAAAGAAGCUCACUGGGAAGUUGUAGAAAGAAUAUUAUUUUUAUACGCCAAACUGAACCCCGGCCAAGGUUAUGUUCAGGGAAUGAACGAAAUUGUAGGACCGAUAUAUUUUUCAUUUGCUUUGGACAGCGACAUAUCAUUUAGAGAACACGCAGAAGCGGACUGUUUCUUCUGUUUUACCAAUUUAAUGUCUGAAAUUAGAGACUUUUUUAUAAAAAGUUUAGAUGAAUCUGAUAAAGGUAUCAAUGGAAUGAUGAAUAGACUAUUAAACCAAUUAAAGACUAGCGACCUAGACGUAUGGCUCAAAUUCCAGCAAUUAGACUUAAAACCUCAAUAUUAUAGUUUCAGGUGGAUCACACUAUUGCUCUCUCAAGAAUUUCCUCUACCUGAUGUACUUAGGAUAUGGGAUUCAUUAUUCUCAGAUAAAAAAAGAUUUAAUUUUUUAAUCUUUGUCUGCUGUGCAAUGAUCGUCAUUCUGAGGAACCAAUUAUUAGAUGGCGAUUUUCCGUCCAACCUGAAACUACUCCAAAACUUUCCACCAAUGGAUGUACAAAUUAUUCUAUCAAGAGCUGUUGAAUUAUCGCAACAAAGAUACUUUAAACUCAAUACUCCACAUUAGAAAGAUAUUACUCGUUUAUCUAAUCUCAUUUUUUAUAUAAGUUUUCUAUUAAUUAUAGAAUUAUAAAUAAAUUUAUUCAUAUACA